This is a messenger RNA of Durusdinium trenchii, 501 nucleotides long. Lineage: Eukaryota; Dinophyceae; Suessiales; Symbiodiniaceae. The record is from the annotation of a GenBank genome assembly.
AUGCCCAGAGACGAGUUUGGAGUGCCAGCGCAUAUUCCCCCAGAGAUCUCCACCACCAUUCGUCACACGUACUACAUCCCUCCGCAGUACUACCCCUUUCUGAAGAAGUUAGGGGACGACACACCGGAGCUCAAGCCUUGGAUGGACAAGCUUAUGAAUGGUGAGAUGACCUUCGAUGACUAUGAAGAGAUGUUCUACACAUUUGCCAAGCCCCUGAAGAUCCACCGACCCUUGAUUCCAAUGCCCUACCGAUCAGAAGCAGAGAUGAAGAAGAGUCCUGAAGUGGCCUGGGAAGGCGCUGCCGCGAACCGUCAGCGUGUGUUGGGCGACUACACCUCCAGGCACUACUUCCGCGACUUCGUGGGUGGUAUGGGCGUCGGAAUCUUCCUGGCUUGGAUCUACGUCCAAGCCCAUCGCCAGUACCGGAUUGAUAUGAAGCUCUUCUACUUGGAGGCCCCGGAGCACAAGAUCAAUUGGGUCACGCCCCGUGGUGAUCUGUAG